ACAGAGCAAACUCUCUCCUCUCCUGACUGGUUCACUCGCCUCAUCAAACUAACCAUCCUCGGGGAAACACACUUUUAUGCACGCACGCGCGUACACACACACACACAUUGAAGCUCCGCUCAGCAGCAGCAGGGAGUGAACAGCCAGUUUGCGACUUAUCCCCGCCAUUCCCCGGUUACAGUAACUUCCUCAGCAUCUCCCGGCCUCUGCAGAGAGAGAGAGAGCACCGACCGACAACCCAACUGGAAACCGGCCCCACGGCUCUAUAGUAACGGACUGACCGACCACUAAAUCCCGGAGAAGGGAAUCUAGUGCUCAACAUCCCGUCAUCGCCGGUAGAAUAUACUUCAGACUGCGGAUUUAAGCCGUCACAUUGGCCAGUUGUCCAUUUGGACGGAGCGAGAGAACUGGUAGUGCGCAGUGUGAGAACACAACAGAAACCACUUGACGAGGAAAAGUCCCGGGCACUUCCCGGUAUUUUUAGGAAACAGAGGGACGCGUCUCACCUUACCGAAAUACCGACGCCGGUAGCCUAAAACGGAGCCGGUCUGAGCAACAGCUACCACCGGCAAAAAUCAGUGAGGUUGCCAGGGUAACCUCCCCCAGCCAAUCAGCAGUCAUGGAUGAGAUGGAUCUGCCCCAGAUGAAGAAGGAAGUGGAGAGUCUGAAAUACCAACUGGCUUUCAAGAGAGAGAAGUCCUCCAAGACAGUCACUGACAUGGUGAAGUGGAUCGAGGACGGGGUACCCGAGGACCCCUUCCUGAACCCUGAGCUCAUGAAGAACAACCCCUGGGUGGAAAAGGGAAAGUGUGUCCUGUUGUAGACGACCCCUGACCCUGCCAUGACCUCUGACCCCAGCCUGGUGGGGCAUGGCAGGACAGCACUCGUCCCCCCCCCCACCAUGAAUGUACAACAGCUGAUGUCCAGACCCCCCCUGCUAGUUUCAGCCACGUUGAUGCAUCACAGAUUACCUUUAAUAUUCAUGUUGAUGUUGAAUUGAAGUGUAUUUAUGCAGCCAGUCACUCACUCAGUCACUCAGUCACUCACUCAGUCACUCACUCAGUCAGUCACUCACUCAGUCACUCAGUCACUCACUCAGUCACUCAGUCACUCACUCAGUCACUCACUCACUCAGUCACUCACUCAGUCACUCACUCAGUCACUCACUCACUCAGUCACUCAGUCACUCACUCAGUCACUCAGUCACUCAGUCACUCACUCAGUCACUCAGUCACUCACUCAGUCACUCACUCACUCACUCAGCCAGUCAGCCAGUCAGUCAGCCAGUCAGCCAGUCAGUCAGUCAGUCAGUCAGCCAGUCAGUCAGCCAGUCAGCCAGUCAGCCAGCCAGCCAGCCAGUCAGUCAGUCAGCCAGUCAGUCAGUAAGCCAGUCAUCCAGUCAGACAGCCAGUCAGCUAGUCAGUCAGCCAGUCAGUCAGUCAGUCAGCCAGUCAGUCAGUAAGCCAGUCAUCCAGUCAGACAGCCAGUCAGCUAGUCAGUCAGCCAGUCAGCCAGUCAUUCAGCCAGUCAGUCAGCCAGCCAGUCAGUCAGUCAGUCAGCCAGUCAGUCAGUAAGCCAGUCAUCCAGUCAGACAGCCAGUCAGCUAGUCAGUCAGCCAGCCAGUCAGUCAGUCAGUCAGCCAGUCAAUCAGUCAGCCAGUCUACACCAUCCUCUAGGUCCAUUAGAACAGAAUGUGUCCAGUCAGUUAGCGUUGAGGACACGGACUGGAGAGGAUGUUGGAUUCACCCAGUCAGUCAGCCAGUCAGUCAGUCAGCCAGUCAGUCAGUCAGUCAGCCAGUCAAUCAGUCAGCCAGUCUACACCAUCCUCUAGGUCCAUUAGAACAGAAUGUGUCCAGUCAGUUAGCGAUGAGGACACGGACUGGAGAGGAUGUUGGAUUCACCCAGUCAGUCAGCCAGUCAGUCAGUCAGUCAGCCAGUCAAUCAGUCAGCCAGUCUACACCAUCCUCUAGGUCCAUUAGAACAGAAUGUGUCCAGUCAGUUAGCGAUGAGGACACGGACUGGAGAGGACGUUGGAUUCACCCAGUCAGUCAGCCAGUCAGUCAGUUAGCGAUGAGGACACGGACUGGAGAGGAUGUUGGAUUCACCCAGUCAGUCAGCCAGUCAGCCAGUCAGUCAGUCAGUCAGUUAGCGAUGAGGACACGGACUGGAGAGGACGUUGGAUUCACCCAGUCAGUCAGCCAGUCAGUCAGUCAGCCAGUCAGUCAGUUAGCGAUGAGGACACGGACUGGAGAGGACGUUGGAUUCACCCAGUCAGUCAGCCAGUCAGCCAGUCAGCCAGUCAGUCAGUUAGCGAUGAGGACACGGACUGGAGAGGACGUUGGAUUCACCCAGUCAGUCAGCCAGUCAGCCAGUCAGCCAGUCAGUCAGUUAGCGAUGAGGACACGGACUGGAGAGGACGUUGGAUUCACCCAGUCAGUCAGCCAGUCAGCCAGUCAGCCAGUCAGCCAGUCAGUCAGUUAGCGAUGAGGACACGGACUGGAGAGGACGUUGGAUUCACCCAGUCAGUCAGCCAGUCAGUCAGUCAGCCAGUCAGUCAGUUAGCGUUGAGGACACGGACUGGAGAGGAUGUUGGAUUCACCCAGUCAGCCAGUCAGUCAGUCAGUCAGUCAGCCAGUCAGUCAG
Messenger RNA from Oncorhynchus nerka (sockeye salmon), 2643 nucleotides. Its product is annotated as guanine nucleotide-binding protein G(I)/G(S)/G(O) subunit gamma-13-like. The transcript is spliced from 3 exons. NCBI's taxonomy places the organism in Eukaryota, Metazoa, Chordata, Actinopteri, Salmoniformes, Salmonidae. The record is from RefSeq and is a predicted model, not a curated record. Gene Ontology annotation, molecular function: G-protein beta-subunit binding. Gene Ontology annotation, cellular component: heterotrimeric G-protein complex. Gene Ontology annotation, biological process: phospholipase C-activating G protein-coupled receptor signaling pathway; sensory perception of taste. The coding region runs from base 620 to 823 and encodes 67 amino acids.